Molecule: messenger RNA, 1058 nt
Organism: Grus americana (Whooping crane)
Lineage: Eukaryota; Metazoa; Chordata; Aves; Gruiformes; Gruidae
Product: complexin-3-like
Exons: 3
Coding region: 118-582 (154 amino acids)
Biological process (GO): neurotransmitter transport; synaptic vesicle exocytosis; regulation of neurotransmitter secretion
Cellular component (GO): SNARE complex; terminal bouton
Molecular function (GO): syntaxin binding
Source: RefSeq, a predicted model, not a curated record
CUGAUCCGCAGCGCCCCUGGGGCAGCCGGUCCCGCUGACCUUGCAGGUGCUGGCCCUGGGCCGGGGACCCGGUGGCACCAGGCACCGUGGGGCACAGGCCGCUGCAGCCGCCCACCCAUGGCCUCCUUCUUCACGGCCGCCCUGAAGAGCUUUCAGGGGGGCGAGGAGGAGCCGCCCAAGGGGCCCCCCAAGGAUGGCAAGGCGACCACGCUGCCCAACGGCAUGGCCCACGAAGAGUUUGAGGAGUACCAGCGGCAGCUGCUGGAGGAGAAGAUCGAGCGGGACAAAGCCUUUGCGCAGAGGAAGGCAGAACGGGCCACUGUGCGGAUGCACCUGCGAGACAAGUACCACCUGGCCCAGGACGAGCGGGACGAUGCUCAGCUGCACGUGGCUGGUGGCACGGUGGAGCUGCCGCAGGAGCUGGCCGCCAUGGUGCAGAGCGAGGAGGAGGAGGAGGAGGAGGAUGGUGGCGCUGGGGCCUUUGCCUUCCUGACGAAGCUGCGGGAGGUGGACCUGCCGGCGCUGCGGGACCGCGCGCUGGGCACUGUGGACGAGGUGAAGGAGAAGUGUGUCCUGAUGUAGCGUCGCUGCCCGCCCUGCCGGCAGGUGACAUCGGCAGCGUUGGGGUGCAGCCCCUGCUCCCCCCGCUGCCCCCCGGGAGUGACGGGAUGUGGGUGUUACGGCUUGCCGUUACCUGGGGGUGGGGUCCUAAUACAUGUGCUGGGGUGGGUUUUCUUCCCCAAAACCCUUCCCUGUUGCUUUUCCGGGGUGCACCGAGCGGGUGCUGGGAUGCAGGAUGGCUGGGUCCCCUCCAGCUGUGCUGGCCAAGCCCCUUCCCCUGGUGUCCCUGCUGUGAGCCCCCGGAUGGGGUGGCUGGUGGUCCCUGAUGCCCCGUCGCCCCCCAGGAACAAGCCCCGGGGCCUCAGGCAUCGUUUGGCUCAAUAAACACAGCAUUUGUCAGCGCCAUUCUGGUCUUUCUGCCAUACCCCUUGUCCGAACAAACCCUGUCCUGGGGGCGGGGUGGGGGAACAACACGAUGCCACCGCUGCCCCACGUGC